Messenger RNA from Laccaria bicolor S238N-H82, 552 nucleotides. RefSeq lists its product as uncharacterized. The coding region runs from base 1 to 552 and encodes 183 amino acids. The transcript is spliced from 4 exons. Lineage: Eukaryota; Fungi; Basidiomycota; Agaricomycetes; Agaricales; Hydnangiaceae. The record is from RefSeq and is a predicted model, not a curated record.
AUGGCAUCGAAACGGAUUUUGGGAGUUUUAGAGGCGGCACAUGGUGGUCAUGAGGCAAGCCGGGGGAAUCCUUGUAAAAUAUUUCUUUCUCACCAGACACGUGUUGGCCUCGUUGCAACAACUCCACUCCCCGUCCCCGAAACCGCUUCAGCGGCCGAAAUUUUCAUGCUGAGGGUGGCUGAAACACGAACUGACAAGAUAAAAUUUUUAACAGGUUGUAUGGUCGAACUUUGCCUACGCAAUUUUUCGGAUCCAAGUUCAUUUCUCCCGACUCCGUACGGGGAACUCGCUGUAUCUUCGGAGUACACAUCAUAUAUAGACGAUAGACGCAAGAUCAACAUAGGUGCUCCCCAAAACGACUGGACGGACGGAAGCCCUCGACCGCGUACUACGGUAACGAGAGUCAUCAUUUCUCCCCAUGGGGCAAUCGACAAUCAACUUGUAAAAUCAACCCCUCUAUCACCUCCCGAAUGUACUAUUGCCAAAGGUAAAGCUACCGAUUUAUUCCCCCGCCCCCAACAUACAUUCUCAACUUUGAUACCUAUUACCUAG